AUGUUAGAUAAUGCGAUUACCUGCGUUGAAUUUGAUGAAUCCGGGGACUAUCUCGCCGCUGGUGAUAAAGCUGGUCGCGUAUAUGUUUUCAAUGGAUCUGGAGAGGAACCGUUCUACGGAAUGUUUUGUGCCUUCACAAGUCACGAAUCUGAAUUCGACUACUUAAAGUCACUCGAAAUUGAAGAAAAGAUAAACUCUAUCAUGUGGCUUCCUAUUUGUAAUAAUUCACUUCAAUUACUCACAACUAAUGACAAGGUUAUUAAAUUAUGGCGUAUGUCGGAACAAUCUCCAACCGCAUACAAUUUCAAUUUUCGUAAGACUCAGAGAGAUGACCAAAGUUGCGACGACGAAUGUCCGUUAUCUGGAUCAUCAAGCAAUGGUGAUCCUUCUCCAACCUCUGAAAAUAACGAUGUUUAUUCUUCCCUUAAAAGUGCUGCUUCCUUAAAUUCACUUCGAAUUCCUCGCUACCAAAAACGAAAAAAUCUUACCAUUGAAGUUCGAUCCAGAAAAAUCUACCCCAAUGCUCAUACCUAUCAUAUCAAUUCUCUCUCCCUUAGUUCUGACCAGGAAACUUUCCUUUCUGCCGAUGACCUUCGCAUCAAUUUAUGGCAUAUUAACCACAAUGAACAAUCUCUCCAAUUUGUUGACAUAAAGCCGGAAAAUAUGGAAGAUUUGAAUGAGGUUAUAACAUGUACUCGAUUCCAUCCAGAACUCUGUAAUAUUCUCGGUUAUUCAACUAGUCGCGGAGUUGUUCGCCUUUGUGAUACACGUGUCAAAGCCGUCUGUGAUGAACCUGCCCUUUGUCUAAAUGAUCCCUCUUUGUCUGGUUAUCGAGGAUUCUUUUGUGACAUAAUUUCAAGUCUCUCGGACUUCCAUUUCGAUCACUCCAGAAACUGUGUGCUCGCAAGGGAUUACCUUAAUUUGAAAGUGUGGGAUAUGCGAAAAGGUGAUCGGCCGUGUGAAGUUUACUCCGUGCACGACCCUUUGAAAACACAAUUGGUCAACCUAUACGAAUCGGAUGCCAUAUUUGAUAAAUUCCUGUGUUCUUGGUCGCAUGAUGAUCGGUACCUUUUCACCGGUUCUUACGGGAAUGUAAUGCGUAUUGUGGAUCGUCAGCAGGGCUCUGACUGGACCUAUGAUCUAGGAGAUCCCGAGGCCCUUCCACUCGAAUCCAUUAUCCAGCCUGAUGGUGUUAAUGUGUCCUUCCCCACCCUAACCCCCGGCAGACCUCUUCGUUCCCAUCGUCUCCAGCCUAAAUGCUUUAUUCCCCUCGAUUCCGAAGUUGCCAAACGUUUUCAUCUUAAAAGCCUCUGUCUGGCUAAUGCCUCAUCACUUGAGGCUCUCAAUAAUUCCACUUCGUCUGUUUCUCAUGCAACGAAAACGGAAAACCAACCGUCCACUGAUUCGCCUGUUGCCGUCGGCUCUAAAAGGCGCAAGCAGACUCUCCUUCCAAUUCGAAGGACGACCAAUGACGUCGAGCAGCAAGCUCAGGACGAUGAGGAUGGUGAUGGCGAUCCAAAUUCUGAUGAUGACGAAGAAGACGAUUUUGAAUUUGUAGAUGAGGAAGAUGAUAAUCAGUUUUUGGACAAUAUAGCGAAUGGUAUUCAACACUAUCGCCACUCGCAUUGUCGUAAAGUUAAUGGUAUGUCAGAGAGGUCUCUUCUCCCAGGUCUUCAAGAAGUGGACUUCAAGAAGCGAUUCCUUCAAGUUGCUUGGCAUCCACGUCGUGGAAUUCUUGUUGGUGUUAGUGGGAAGGAGAUGUUCUUUAUAUCUGAAGGUUCUGAGUCCUUACCAUCAGAUUGUGAUGCGGAAGAGAGAGAGAAAUUGGAGGAGGAGGAAGAAGCUGCACUGGACAGUACUAAUCAAGAUACUUCUUUGUCCUCUCAGCCUUGUCCUAAGAGGCCUUGUCUUAGGGAAGAUGAAGGAGAGGAAGAAAUUGCGCUUGUGGAGCUGCCACCAUCCCCUUCCCAAGAAUUUCUAUUGGUUGAAAAUGUAACGUCAGAAGAACCUUCUACUGAUGGCGCAUCUAAGAUGGAUUUGGAAUAA
Molecule: messenger RNA, 2046 nt
Organism: Rodentolepis nana
Lineage: Eukaryota; Metazoa; Platyhelminthes; Cestoda; Cyclophyllidea; Hymenolepididae
Source: the annotation of a GenBank genome assembly